AUAGUAAUUAUAUUUUCGUUAAAAAUUUCCGAGAUGAGAGCGCGAGUUGAAUAAUGGCAGGUAUUGUGGUAUCAGCGCUCGCAUGGCUUUCUCUGAUUCCUUUUCCUCCCUUUCUACGGCACCAAGAAAUGGUGGCUAUCGGACCCAAGGCGUAGCUUUUCCACGAGGAUUUCAUCAAUCAAGGUUUUUGAGCUCAUCGUUUCCAAAGUCGAGAGGUGGUCAAAGGAAUUAUCGAGUUCAGAUUUCUGCGGCGAUGCAGGGCGACAAAGUUUUGAUGAUGAGUGGUUGCUCUAAAAUCAGAGUUCCGCAUGUGCUCACUGUUGCUGGCUCUGAUUCAGGAGCUGGGGCUGGAAUACAAGCCGACCUCAAGGCUUGUGCAGCACGCGGGGUGUACUGUUCCACUGUUAUCACUGCUGUUACUGCACAGAACACUAUUGGGGUUCAGGGUAUAAAUAUUGUGCCAGAGGAUUUUGUUGCACAGCAGUUGAAAUCUGUGCUUUCUGACAUGCGGGUUGAUGUGGUUAAAACAGGCAUGCUUCCUUCUACAGGCAUAGUCAAUGUCCUUCGUCAGAGUCUUAAGGAGUUUCCAGUUGGAGCUUUAGUGGUUGAUCCUGUUAUGGUAUCUACAAGUGGAGAUGUUCUAGCUGGUCCCUCUAUUCUUGAUGCUUUUCGGGAGCUUCUUUCUUUGGCUGAUAUAGUCACUCCAAAUUUGAAGGAGGCAUCUGCUUUACUUGGUGGUGUGAAGCUAGAUACAGUUGCGGACAUGUGUUCUGCUGCAAAAUCAAUUCACAGUAUGGGCCCAUGCAAUGUACUGGUCAAAGGUGGUGACCUUCCUGCUUCAUUUGAUGCCAUUGAUAUUUACUUUGAUGGUGAGGAUUUCCAUGAGUUACGCUCGUCACGUGUAAAAACUCCUAACACUCAUGGAACUGGUUGCACUAUGGCAUCAUCCAUAGCAGCUGAGCUAGCAAAAGGUUCUCAAAUGCUACCAGCUAUUAAGGUGGCUAAAUGCUUUGUUGAGACAGCCUUGGAUUAUAGCAAAGACAUCAUCAUUGGGAAUGGGCCUCAAGGUCCUUUUGACCACCUACUCAAGCUUAAGAGUAGUUUUCACAAUUCUGGCAGGCACUGGGCAUUUGAUCCGAGUAACUUGUUCUUGUAUGCUGUUACGGAUUCAGGGAUGAAUAAGAAAUGGGGCCGAUCCAUGACAGAUGCUGCUAAAGCUGCCAUAGAAGGCGGAGCUACCAUUGUACAGCUAAGGGAAAAGGAUGCUGAAACACGGGACUUUCUGGAGGCAGCCAAAGCAUGUCUGAAAAUUUGCCAUUCCUAUGGGGUACCUCUGCUGAUAAAUGACCGAAUAGAUGUUGCCCUUGCUUGUAAUGCUGAUGGUGUGCAUGUUGGCCAGUCUGACAUGCCUGCUCGUGUUGCCCGCAUGCUGCUUGGCCCAGAAAAGAUUGUUGGUGUAUCAUGCAAGACGCCAGAACAAGCUCAGCAAGCAUGGAGUGAUGGUGCUGAUUACAUUGGUUGUGGUGGUGUAUAUCCGACCAACACCAAAGCAAACAACCUCACUGUUGGCUUGGAUGGAUUGAGAAAUGUCUGUUCUGCUUCUCGAUUACCGGUGGUUGCCAUUGGUGGUAUCAAUUCUUCAAAUGCGUGUUCUGUAUUGGGGAUAGGUGUCCCAAACCUGAAAGGUGUUGCUGUUGUGUCAGCUCUCUUUGACAAGGAAUGCAUCUUGACGGAGACUAAGCAGUUACAUGCAAUGCUAAGUGAGGCACUUUCAUUGGACCAAGAAGGUGGUCCAACUAGACGAGCAGAUCAGACUCGUAGGUAGAGAGGUCGUCUACACUACCCUGUCUGUAGGGUAAGUGUUAUCAAGGGAUUGUAUUUUGAGUAACAUUCUGGAGUUUUUGGGUAGAAAAUACUGGAAUGGUAUGUAAUUAUGUAUGUAUAUUUUGGAGAGAUACUGAAUUCUGGUAUUGUGUACAUGGUUGUAAAAUUUUAUGUUUUCUGUUGCAUAAGUGUAUUUCAGUAGUAUUUACAGGGGUAUCAGAGUACGGUAA
Molecule: messenger RNA, 2054 nt
Organism: Malania oleifera
Lineage: Eukaryota; Viridiplantae; Streptophyta; Magnoliopsida; Santalales; Ximeniaceae
Product: thiamine biosynthetic bifunctional enzyme TH1, chloroplastic
Exons: 11
Coding region: 83-1825 (580 amino acids)
Biological process (GO): thiamine biosynthetic process
Cellular component (GO): chloroplast
Molecular function (GO): phosphomethylpyrimidine kinase activity; thiamine-phosphate diphosphorylase activity; hydroxymethylpyrimidine kinase activity
Source: RefSeq, a predicted model, not a curated record